AUGGUGGUUCACAAGUUAGAAUUUUUGACUUCGUUCUCACGUGAUCGGAAUUCCGAAAUCCUAUCAGCCAAGUACGAGGAUGAGGUAGUGAGUGUACGCCUCCUGCAUCCCGCUAGCCCAUCGAGGUCGCUGAUGUUGUGGAAACGUCUUACUUGCCUGCACGAAAAGUGUGUUCUUCGGCACUCCUCUCUGAGUGGCAUUAAUGCGGCUGACGUAUGUCUGCUAGCGGACCUCCGAUGCCGUGCGAUGCCGCAUUCAACGUCUGAGCCCACUGCUACCAGUGCCCUUUGCGCCUUCACUAUCAGUGAAUUUUACCCUUGGGGCUCACUCUUCAAUUUUAUGCAGCAGAACUCGCCAACAGACUCCCAAUACACCUCUUCAGCUCUCACCUUCGCUCUAUGCGCUCUCAUCGAUGUCGUAAACGGAAUAACCUUUCUUCACAGCGACAUGGCAGGUACAAGGGGACGACCGGCCCUGGCUCACCGUAAUAUCUGUCUGGAGAACCUCCACCUUAAGGUCGACGGGGGCAUUUGCAUAGGUGGUCUGGAAUACGCCAUUUGUGCUCCACCCUCUCCCCUACCCCUCCCCGCAGAACAACUGAUGCAGAUCUUUAAUGCUCACCUCCGCGACUGGUCGGCGGCUCAACUCCCAAUUUACUCUGAUUUUCAUUGCUCGAAUGUCCUCUCUGAUGGUGAUCAUCGCGCCCCCAUUGCUUCUGUGCCACUUUAUCCUGAUUGGUGGCCUGUCUGCGGACUUCAAGUUGGUCUCCCGACUUAUAUGGCACCGGAAAUUAUGGAAGAGACCCUUUUUCCCUUCUGCUUUGAGUCGCACAAGCGCGCAGAUGUCUAUGCCCUCGGCAUCAUGAUUUGGGAGAUUGCUACGUGGGCUUUGGGGCAAAGUGUCGGCCAUUUUUGGGUCCCCCGAGAUGCUGACAUACCCACGGCGAGGGAGAUGGUUUGCCUCAAAGGUCAGCGACCUCGCCUGCCCAUUUUAUCAGAAGAAAUCAAUUCCCUGAAUCCUCAUCAGCUCACCGAGGCAACAGAAUGGAUGCGUGUUUCCGACUUCUUCAGGAACCUCCUGCCAGAAUGCUGGAAUCGCGACCCCGAGACGCGGCUAAGUGCUCUACGCAUUAAAAAAGAUCUGACAAAACUGCAGAUGGCGCAGAAGGGGUCGGAAAUUUUGCUGUUUCGAUAA
Molecule: messenger RNA, 1194 nt
Organism: Echinococcus granulosus
Lineage: Eukaryota; Metazoa; Platyhelminthes; Cestoda; Cyclophyllidea; Taeniidae
Product: Activin receptor type-1
Exons: 6
Coding region: 1-1194 (397 amino acids)
Biological process (GO): protein phosphorylation; cellular response to growth factor stimulus; cell surface receptor protein serine/threonine kinase signaling pathway
Cellular component (GO): plasma membrane; signaling receptor complex
Molecular function (GO): transmembrane receptor protein serine/threonine kinase activity; ATP binding
Source: RefSeq, a predicted model, not a curated record